GCUUGCGCUGAAAACGAAAAACCCUACCAGUGUUGCUGCUUCUCAAUCAUGUCUCCGAAGAAGCAAAACGAAGAGGAUCCUUAUGUUUCCGACUCCGAUACCGACUCCACUUACGAGGACUCUUCUGCUUCCGGCGACGACGAUGGCGACUCCUUUGGUUCUCCUUCUGAAUCUGAAUCGGAGCCCGCAGCUGGUGAUGACAGUGAACCAGAUGAACACGGUGAAAGUGACAGCUCUGGACUCCAUCAGGAAGAGAGCGAUUCCUCUGAGGACGAGGUGGCUCCCAGAAAUACCGUAGGGGAUGUCCCUCUCCACUGGUAUGAUGACGAACCUCAUAUUGGAUACGACAUCAAGGGGAAGAAGAUCAAGAAGAAAGAUAAACUUGACAAAUUGGGCUCCUUCCUCGCCAAUGUUGAUGACUCUAAGAAUUGGCGGAAAGUAUAUGAUGAAUACAAUGACGAGGAAGUGGAGCUAACGAAAGAUGAGGUCAAACUCGUCCGUAGACUUCUCAAGAAUCGGGCACCACAUGCUGACUUCAAUCCAUAUCCGGACUAUGUUGACUGGUUUAAAUGGGAUGGUGCCAAACAUCCAUUGUCUAAUGCACCUGAGCCAAAAAGAAGGUUUAUACCUUCAAAGUGGGAAGCUAAAAAGGUUGUGCAGUAUGUUAGAGCAAUUCGCAAGGGAUUAAUUACCUUUGACAAACCAAAGGAGGAAGAUGGCCCAUAUCUCUUGUGGGAAGAUGAUUCUGGUUUGACAGAAAAAUCAAAUCAUUUGGCAUACAUUCCUGCACCAAAGCAAAAACUUCCCGGCAAUGAGGAGUCGUAUAAUCCUCCUCUAGAAUACAUUCCAACCCAGGAAGAGAUAAAUUCUUAUCAGUUGAUGUAUGAAGAAGAUCGUCCUAAGUUUAUCCCAAAAAGGUUUACAUCUAUGAGAAGCAUCCCUGCCUACGAGAAUGCCAUGAAGGAGUGCUUUGAACGUUGCUUGGAUUUGUACUUGUGUCCUCGAGUUCGGAAGAAACGUCUCAAUAUUGAUCCUGAGUCCUUAAAGCCAAAGCUUCCAAGUCGAAAGGAGCUCAAACCUUAUCCCACAGCAUGCUAUAUUGAGUAUAAAGGCCAUGAAGAUGCAGUCACAUCAAUUUCUGUUGAACCUUCUGGGCAGUGGAUUGCAUCAGGUUCAAAUGACGGAACCGUCCGAAUCUGGGAGGUUGAAACUGGCAGAUGUCUUAGACGAUGGGACGUUGGUGAAGCUGUUAAUUGUGUUGCUUGGAAUCCUCUGCCUGAUGUUCAUAUUUUGGCUGUCUCGUUGGGGCAAGAUGUACUUAUCUUGAACACUCGCUUGGGGGAUGACGAAGAACAGAAAAAGAUUAAGGAGCUUCUCUCGGUUGACACAUCUACACCAUCAGAUGAUUCUGGCAACUCGGCAACUAGUGUAAGAUGGCUUCAAGAUGAUAAACACGGGGGUAUAAAAUUAAAAUUUUUUAAGACUGUUACUGCUGUAGAAUGGCACCGGAAAGGUGACUACUUUUCGACAGUGAUGCCAGCAGGUGAAUCAAGAGCAGUUCUGAUACACCACUUAUCGAAGAAGCUUACACAAAAACUUCCAUUCAAGUUACACGGACUUGCUGUUAGAUCAACUUUCCAUCCAUCUCGUUCCAUUUUCUUUAUUUGUACAAAGCAGAGUGUUCGUGUGUAUGAUUUAUUGAAGAGAAAGCUCAUAAAGAAGCUAGAUACUGGGCUCCGUGAAGCCUCAUCUAUUGCGGUUCAUCCUGGAGGUGAUAAUUUAAUUGUUGGGAGCAAAGAAGGGAAGCUGUGUUGGUUUGACAUGGACCUUUCAUCUAAACCUUAUAAAACUCUCAAGUGUCACCCAAAAGAUAUCAACAACGUGGUCUACCAUCGUUCAUACCCCUUGUUUGCUUCAUGUUCAGAUGACUGCAAUGCAUAUGUGUUUCAUGGAAUGGUUUAUUCCGAUCUCAAUCAAAAUCCUCUUAUUGUUCCGCUGGAAAUUCUGCGAGGGCAUACAAGUUCAGACGGGAGAGGUAUAUUAGACUGUAAAUUUCACCCAAGACAGCCCUGGUUAUUUACAGCGGGUGCUGAUAAACUCAUUAAGCUUUACUGUCACUAAGGAUAAUCUUCUGCUAAACACACAUUCAUCUGGGAAUGGAGAGAGACUGAUUGAUAUAACAUAUAAUUGUAUCACUAAAUUGUUCUUCCAUUUGUUAAACAGAAAAGCACCUGGCGAGCGAGUUUCUUCUAAUUUUGUGUUGUGUGGGAACUUCUUGUAAUGGUGCAUAAAUUUUGUAUUCUACAUUUAUCUUCAAAUCUCUAGUUGAACACCGUCAUUGGAA
Messenger RNA from Arachis stenosperma, 2344 nucleotides. RefSeq names its product ribosome biogenesis protein BOP1 homolog. The transcript is spliced from 17 exons. The record is from RefSeq and is a predicted model, not a curated record. Gene Ontology annotation, biological process: maturation of LSU-rRNA from tricistronic rRNA transcript (SSU-rRNA, 5.8S rRNA, LSU-rRNA); ribosome biogenesis. Gene Ontology annotation, cellular component: preribosome, large subunit precursor; PeBoW complex. NCBI's taxonomy places the organism in Eukaryota, Viridiplantae, Streptophyta, Magnoliopsida, Fabales, Fabaceae. Bases 49 to 2121 code for a protein of 690 amino acids. Gene Ontology annotation, molecular function: protein binding; ribonucleoprotein complex binding.